Xyrichtys novacula (pearly razorfish) is the source of this 18559-nucleotide messenger RNA. The record is from the annotation of a GenBank genome assembly. NCBI's taxonomy places the organism in Eukaryota, Metazoa, Chordata, Actinopteri, Labriformes, Labridae.
AUGAUCCCCAUUUCUAGGCGCUGCCAAGAGGUGGUAAAGUCAGUGGUGUUGAAGCAGAACUGCACAUCUUGGAAGCAGGAUUUAACCAGGGCCGUGAUGGAGUCUGGUAUGUGGAAGAAUUUGAAGGCAGACCACAGGAGUUCAUGGGGCACUGAGCCAAAGGCAUUGGCAAGGUCCAGAAAAACUACGUGGAGAUCCCUUCUCUCUACCUUUGCCGUUUGGAUCUGGUGCCAGAUCAUGCUGGAAUGUUCUGAACACCCGGAGAAUCCUGAGAUUCCUGCCUUCUGUACAGAUGUGUUGAUGUACUCGUUUCUUCGCAGAUACUCGCCCAUCCUCUGUGCAAUGACACUGAAGAAGAUUUUGCCCUCAACAUUUAAUAGGGAGAUUGGACGGAAUUGGCUGAUGUUCUCUGCAUCUUUCUUUAAACUUGAGUUAAUUGGCAUUUGCUGAACUUGAGUUUGUGGCGUGUCUUGAACUUGAAAUUGUGGCAUUUGUUGAACCUGAGUUUGUGGUGUUUGUUGAACUUGAAGUUGUGGUAUUUUUGAACUUGAGUUUGAGGCGUUUUUUGAACUUGUGUUUGUGGCAUUUGUCUAACUUGAGUUUGUGGCAUUUUUUGAACUUGAGUUUUGAGCAAUUGUUGAACUUGAUUUAGGGGCGUUUGUAGAACUUAAGGUUGUGGCAUUUUUUUGAACUUGAGUUUGUGGUGUUUGUGGUGUUUGUUGACCUUGAGUUUUUGGUGUUUGUUGAACUUGAAAUCUUGGCAUUUGUUGAACUUGAGUUUGUGGCAUUUGUUGAACUUGAAUUUGUUGUGUUUGAAGCCAUUGAAGUUGUGGCAUUUUUUGAACUUGAGUUUCUGGCAUGUUUAAACUUGAGUUUGUGGUGUUUGUUGAACUUGAGUUUUAUGGAAUUAUAUGUGUUCCAGUAUCCUGAGAGAGCAAUGAAAGAUUUUGAGCGAGCAAUGAUAGAUUUUGAGCACAGAAAAAUAUAUUAAGCAAACAAAUGCGAGCAAUGAUAGAUUCUGAGCACAAUGACAAAUUUUGAGCACAGAAAAAUUUCGAGCAAAAAAAAAUCUAUUCUCUGCACCAUUAAUGUGUUUACAUGACGCGCUCACUUCCCCCCUCCCUCUCUCGCUCAACAUCUCACCCUCUGCACGCUCAGGUUUUUCCUCUUUUCGUGCUAGAGCACGACACAGGAGUGGAUUUUCACUCCUGUCCCAUCCCACUCCCAGAGAAAAAAUCACGUCCCAAACCCGGACCGGAGUAAAAAAAUUGAUCCCGUCCUGUCUCACUCCCGUAGAAUGACUCCCACUCCCAUCCUGUUCCCACUCAAAAUUACUCCCACUCCUGUCCCGCUCCUGUUUGGAUAAAACCAAGCAUGUUGAAAAAACAUUGCAUUUUUUAUUUCAGGUAAAAGUGCAGUGCAUAUAAAAAGCAUUGCCUUUAAGUUCCACAUGCCUGACAUUCGGUUGGUGUAAACAAAGUGCAUAUAUAUAUAUAUAUAUAGAGAGAGAGAGUGGCGUUUCUAGAAUAAUUUACUCCCCGGGCAAGACCCCCUCCAAGCCGUCUGAGCUGCGCCUCUGAAAUCCUGAGGGCCAUUUUGAGAAGGGCCCCCAGAUCCUGAGGUUUUCUUAACUGUUGAGGUGUACAAAAAAGCUGAUAUCUCAGCCUCUGUCGCAGAUAGAAACAGAAUUCAAAAAGUAUUUCAGAGUUUACAGGUGUGGCUUUCAAGAAAGCUAUCUAUUAUUUUUUUGGAACCUUCAUCAUAUUUUUGAAAACAUUGAAGAAACAAACUUAAAUGAAUUAAAAUGGCUAUAUAAAUAAAAGUAAAGACUCUGCACUGGAGAAUAAUAAACUAUUUGCUUUCUGUAAAACAAGUGGCAGUCAUGAUAAAGUGUCCAUUCAACACAAAUGUAAAUAUAAGAAAUAAAGUGUUGAAAGGGUAUGCAGCUGCCCUAGUAUAAUGCCAGUACAAGACCAGGACUUAAAACUAGAAAAAUGAAUAAAUUCAUACGUGUCUGACAGCGUGUUCAUCUCUGUGCUCACCCAAAGUCAUGCAGCACUCAGAGAAAACGCUGAUAGUGUGAACCAAAGACCUCAAUAUGAAGAAGUUGUUCACACUGCUGGAUGUUUCUCCUCCGAAGCUGCUCUCUGCCUCUGUCGUUGUUUACUUUACUCUUGGAGCACGUAGCAAGAUCCGAGCAUGAAUCUGAACGCUUUAUUUGCCUAUCAGAAGCAGACGGGUAAGGUGAUUUGAUUCGCCACAACUCCAGAAAUGAUUAAAGAACUACAGAAUGUCACAAAAUGACGUAUCCGCGCUCCUGGCUUGAAGGGUACGAAUGCGCAGCCGUGCUCCCGGCUGACAGGAAGUCAAACCACUGUAGUAGUUCUUUUGUGUUGCUAGCGCGGUCAAGAGGGUUGGCUCUCACUGAGAGAUGACUACAAAAAUGGAUGCAUCUGUUCAUCUGGUUGUUUAACACGGCUGAAAAUGAUCAUCUAUAAAUGUUGUUCCCGCUCCUGCCGUCUCCCGUUGCUUUUUUUCCCAUCCCGUCCUGAUCACGGGAUUAAUUAAAACAUGACUCCCAUCCCAUGGGAUUCCCGCAGUAAUCACGUGACCCACAGGAAUCCCCAAAAAAUGUCAUCCUCUACUUUGCGCACAGCUUGGCACACACGUUACAAUUGUGCCACAAAGCCAACUAAUCAAAGAGCUGGCAGAAGUACACUCUGAUUGGCUGUUCGCUCUCCCAUUAGAUCGCAUUAAGUGCAGGGGGUUAAAAGAUUACAAUACAGUGCAUACAGUGCAUUCAUUCAUCCCUUAAAAACAGUCAAGUCCUGUAGUCAUUAGAUAAUGUCAGGUAAACAACAACAACCACAUGUAAGUAGUUUGUGUUGCCUUUGUUAUAAACAAAGUGUCACAAAGCAGUGAGGGGUGUCUUGUCCUGGUUUUUCUUUCUUGUCAUUUUCAUGUUUUAUUUUGAAAAAUAACUCCCCUCUCGUUUCAGGUCUCUCGUGUUUCCGGUCUGACGUCUCCCCUGAUUCCUGAUUGUUUCCACCUAUUCCCCAUUAACCUCAUGUGUCUUAUAGUCAGCGUCUCCCUUUGUCCUGUGCCAGAGUGUCUCAUUUAUUCAUGUUCCUCCAGCCUUCAUGUCCACAGCCUUGCUCGAUAGCCUCGUUUGUAUUUUUGAUAAUUCUUGUUUCCUCUUUAGAAGAGUGAUUUUCUGUUGUAGUUUUUUCCCUGUUUAGUUUCUAGAUCUAGCUUCUGUUUCAUAGCCUUGUUGCUUUUUCCUCCCUUUUGGAGUGACUUUGUUUUCUUACAGUUUUUUCUAGCUUAGGAGUGCAGUGUAGUUAAGUUUGUAGCCUCUUUUUGUUUCCCUCCUUUUGGAGCGUUUUUUUAUUCAUAAAUUGUCAUAGUUAUUCCUCUGAAGAUCAGAGAAGAUCAGCUUACUAAUUUGUCCUCCUUUUGGAGUGAAUUUUUGUUCAGUCUUGGUUUGUUUUGUUUUUGUGUUCUGUCUGUUUGCCAUUAGAAUAGAUAGAGAAGGUUUUCAUAGCCUAUUUAUUUAUCACUCUAUCUACUGGGUAAAGAAGACGAUUUUAAAAAAAAAAAAACCUUUGUUGAUCUUGGAACCUCUGUGUCUGAGUCCUCCCUCAAACCCAGGCCUGACACAAAGUGUGUUAUAAAAAUGAAAAAAAAGUUCUGUUUUUACGUUAGUUUGCAACCAUAGUAAGUUUGCAAACUAGCCAUUAGCUAUUUUGGUUGGUACUCUGAUGAUGAUGCCUUUGACUGGCCUACACCUAUUAUCUGACAGUCUCAGAUCAAAUUUUGUUAGCUGGUAACAGAGCCAGCUAAAUUGGCGGCUAACAACCAUUAGCCAUGAUUUUAAGGCCAGUCGGUAGUCUGAUGUCUCAUUACUUUCAGUAGGAAACAUGUUAACGGUACAUCCUGAAUUGAUUUAGGGUCAAGGUACAGUUGAGUCAGCAGCCAGAAACCUGGUGUCUAUGCUAUUCGACACUUUGGCCACAAACAGCUCAACCAGGCCCACAAGGCAGGAGACUAAGCAGCCUGCCCCAGCCCCUAGAAAUGUAACUGUGCAGCAAGAAAUGACAAGGUUUGUUAUUCAAGCCACACAACGUCAUUCUCAUUUGCACUGGGGAAAAAACAGUGUUUUCUUGUUAGGUCUACGUCACUACUGCUAAGAUGUGAAAAUUCAAAUGUGCAUUUUGAAUCACACUCAGACAGAAGUUUGGUUUGUGAUUACACUGGAAAAACUAUAUACAUGUCAGUUAGAAGUUGAAUGCAACACUUACUAAACUCUUAUUUAUAUUUCAAUCCACAGAUCGUUUUCGGGAUAUUUCAAGUCAAACUUAAAUCGUGGUAAAAAAAAAAAAAAAAGGUGUUUGACUGCCACCAAAGCAUGUUCUUAAGCUAAACAGUAAGGCAGCUGCUCUCAAUUUUUAUCUGCUACCAAAAAAUACAUCCCACACACCGUUGCCUGUUGAGGAGCUUGAACUCCUUCAGGCGAGCAUGGGGAGACAAAUGAAGAAGAAGAAGAAGAAGAAGAGGAAGAAGAACUUUAUUGAUCCCCGAAGGGAAAUUCAAUUGUCUGUUAUCUCACGUAAUAUGUCUAUCAAAGUUAUCUAUUAUUUACAUAAGAGUCAUAAAGCCUGAUGGCUGUUGGUACAAAGGUCUUAUAAAUCUUUCUGUCCUGCAGCGAAGAGAGAGGAGCCAUCCACCACCAUUUGCCCUUUGGUCCAUCAAGGUGCUGUGAAGAGGGUGAUCCAUGUUCUUGAGAAUAGUCUCCACCUUCCUCAGUGUAAAUCUUUCCACCACAUCCUCCACUGACUCCAGCUUGAGUCCUACCACGGAGCAAGCCUUUUUCACCAGUUUGUUAAGACUUCUUGCAUCUUUGUGUUUGAUGUUUCCCCCCCAGCAGACUGCAGCGUAGAACAGACCACUUGCCACCACAGACUGAUAAAACAUCUGCAUCGUCUUACUACAGACGUCUAUUGAUCAGAGUCUUCUCAGGCAAAAAAGGCGGCUCUGCCCCUUUCUGUAGAUGUAGUCUAUAUUCUUAGACCAAUCCAACUUAUUAUCCAGAUGUACACCUAGGUAUUUAUAUGAUGUUACUACUUCAAUGUCCACUCCACAGGUGUUCACUGGCUGAAGAGGGGGUUUGGAUCUACAGAAGUCUAUGACCAUCUCCUUUGUCUUUAAGGUGUUGAGGAGGAGGCAGUUUUUGUGACUCCAGUCACUGAAGGCUCUUAUUAGAUCUCUGUAUUCAGCUUCUUGUCCGUUUCUGAUACAUGCCACAAUAGCGGUGUCAUCUAAGUAUUUCUGGAUGUGGCAGGACUCAGUACUGUAUUUGAAGUCUGACGUGUACAGUGUGAACAGGAAUGGCGCCAGCACUGUCCCUUGUGGAGCCCCUGUACUGCUCAUUGAUGUCCCAGAAACACAGUUCCCCAGCCUGACAAACUGUGGCCUUCUUGUCAGGUAAUCUGUGUUCCAGGAAACACAGGAAGGAUCCACUCCUAUCUCUGUGAGCUUGUCUUUGAGUAUGGUGGGUUGGAUGGUGUUGAGUGCAGUUGAAAAGUCGAAGAACAUGAUCCUCACAUAAACUCUAGGUUCCUCCAGAUGAGACAGGGCACGGUGAAGCAUGUAGGGGACAGCAUCAUCCACCCCAGUGUGUUCUUUGUAUGCAAACUGCAGGGAGUCCAGUUUGUCUUUGACCUCAGACCUCAGAAGGCGUAGAAUCAGCCGCUCCAGGGUUUUCAUGAUGUGUGAAGUGAGGGCCACUGGUCUGUAGUCAUUGAGUUCAGCAGGACAUUUUGUUUUUGGUACUGGCACAAUGCAGGAUGUUUUCCCCAGAGCAGGUACCCGCCCCAGCUGUAGACUCAGGCUGAAGAUCUUGUGGAGAGGUUGACACAGUUCUGCAGCACAGUCUCUAAGCAGCCUUGGACACACACCAUCUGGACCAGCUGUCUUCCCAGGAUAAAGUCUUCCAAGCUCCAUCCUCACCCCUGUUUCGGUGACAGACAAGGACUGGUGUUCUAGGAGGGAGUCAGUUGAAGUGGUUGAGACAUUUGAACAAGAUGAAGGAGGAAGGGGAGAAGUUGUAGUGGAGAUUUGUUGCGGAGAGAAAGGUGGAGCAGCAGUGGAAGUGGGAGUGACAGCAGUGUCAAAGCUGUUGAAGAACAGGUUGAGUUCAUUAGCUCUUUUCACAUCUCCCACCACUGGCUGUCUUUUCUUUUGACUGCUGUGUCCAGAGAUGGUACUGAUUCCUCUCCACACUUUACGGAUGUUGCUGUGUUGUAGAUUAUUCUCUAUCUUCUUUUUGUACUCCAGCUUUUGCCAUCUUCAGUCCAUACUAUCCGCAUCUGUUUCCAGCAGCACAUUCCAGUGUGUUGAUUUAAAACAGUCCCUUAGAGCUUCACUGGCUUGAGCUGUCCAUCUUCUUAUUUUGACUUUGGUCACAGGCUGCCUCAGCACACAAGGUCUGUAACAGGUUUGUAGAUAGACCAAGUUAUGGACCAAGUUACCAGUGGUGGUAAGGCAGUGGCUCUGUAGGCUUCUUUGACGUUGGCAUACAGAAGAUCCAGGGUCUUGUUUUCUCUGGUAGGACAGUUCACAAACUGUGUGAAUACAGUCAGGUGAGAGGAGAGGGUGACAUGGUUGAAGUCUCCCAAUCUUGUUAUCGAUGCCUCAGGGUGUUAAGUCUGUAGCCUGGCAACACUAUUUUGCAAAACAUUGCAACAUUCCUCAGUUGAUUUGAGUGGACUGUAAACAACUACUGUUAUGAUAUGACUAUAUUCUCUGGGAACAUAAUGUGGCUGAAGAGCAACUGCCAACAGUUCAAUAUCUACAACAACACACAACUUCUCCUUGACAAUUAUGUGUGAAGGGUUACACCAUCUCUGGUUGACAAAUAAAGUCAGACCUCCUCCUUUCUUCUUGCCACUAGCUUGAGCAUCUCUGUCUGACCUUAUGAGAGUGAAGCCAGGUAGAUCCACACUGGAGUCCGAGUUGUUUUGAUUCAACCAGGUUUCAGUAAAACACAGGAAACUGCACUCACAGAAUGCUUUCUCAGUUUUCACCAAGAUCUCCAGCUCAUUGCUUUUGUUGGGCAGAGAGUUGACGUUUCCCAUGAUGAUUGAUGGAAGAAAGGGUUUAUAUCGCCACCUCCUAGCAUUCAGCUUUGCCUUCACCUUUGGACCAGCACGGCAACCACGAUAACACCUCCUGACGUCCUCUGGAAUUGUUUUUGCCCAGAUUUGCUUUUACUCAAUGAAAGGAGCUCUUCUCUUGAGUAAACUCUUCGCCCAGCAGAAGUAUCCAUCAGCAGCCAACAAAAUUACAACAAAAUUAUGAACAAAAAUCUGGCAUAAAUUACAAAAAUGACAGAUAAUACAGAGAGACCAGACUUGCAGCAACCUCUCGGUUCAAGCGCAUCAUUUUUGGUGAGCCUUCCUGAAGAUGGUGACCACACAGAGGUACAGCUGUCAGUCCAGUUAUUAAACUUAUCUAGUAAUUGUAGUUUAUCUUAAGUUGUGUGCACUGUCACCCCCCCCCCCCCCCCCCACCCCCUCUCUCUCUCUCCUUUAUUAUUAAGAAAGAUUUCCAGGCUCCUGGCUGACACAUUUCCAAAAAUGGAGGGUCUGUGUGGAGGGUGGCUCUUGCAUAAGGUUACAGGUUUGUAAGAUAAAUAUUAUUUCAAGAUUUCAUAUUUACUGAUUAUUACAUCCCACUUACCCAUUUUGGGGGUCUGUAAACCCUUAUGAUGCAUUGAUUACUUGCUGUUAGCAUUAAAGAUGUCUGACUAACUAAAUGUUUUGGGUUUUUUUCUCAACAAAACAGAUGAUUUUUAUUUAGUUUUUAUUUAGUUUUAUUUCUCUUUUUCUUAAUUAAGGUGGGAGUGGUCGACGAAAACUCACUGUCAUUCCACCAGAGGAAGAGGGCUAUACCACCAAAGCUCUGCGAGCUGCGUCAGCAGGCGGCAAAGCCACUUUUUACAUAGUACCGCUUCAGGAGACAUUGGACACUUAUCCUCUUCCUCCUGACUCAACUCACUUCUCAAAAUUGGCAAAGACGGCAUGUUACCAGUGUAAUGAAUUGAUGCCUUUGCAGAUGCUUGCACUGCACAUUAAGACAUGCAAGGGGAAACUGUCUGAUGAUGAUGGUGAUAAUGAUGAUGAGGUGAGGGCAAAUAAUUUUUGUUUUAAGAAAAUUACAAUUAAAUUUCAUUUACUGUUCUGUAAUUUUGCAGUCCUCUGAUGGCACAUGUGUUGUGGAGAACAAGUGUAAGGUAAAUAUAGCAUAUCAUUAAAAUCCUAGAUCACUUUGGUUUGCUUUGCAACAGCUGUUUUUUUUUUUUUUUUACAUGAAACAACUUUUUUUUUUUUUAAUUUCAGGUGGUUUGUCCAAUCUGCACCAAAGAAUUCCCAGAUGACGAGAUCACAGUCCAUGCUCGUCUAUGUGGAGAGAGGUAAUCUGCUUUGUCCUGCUGUUUGUAUAAUAAACAUUUAUAGAUUAAUGUCUAUAUAUAAUCUAUAUGACCUGAACAAUGUCUGUGUAUACUGUGUGUACAGUGUUUAGUGUUUGAGACAAUUGUUUGCUGUACAGCUUUGAAUGAACACUGACUUCUGCACCAAAUGACAAUAGUCCAAGUACAGCUGCUCACACUCCAGUAUCCAAACCAAAAAGGUAUGAUGUAUUAAGCUGUCCUUUGCAUGUGUUUAUUUUUAAUAGCGCAUACAUGUUUUGCUCCAUCAUUUACACAGUCAACAUGUUCUCAGUUAGACAAGAGCUAGCCAUCACAUACUUUCAAAUUAUUUUAUUGUGUACAAAUUUUGUUUGGGUAUUUGGGACUGUAUUAUUAUUUCUUCUGUUGUCUUCUGUAGUUUGUGAUGUGUUUGAACUUGAGUUUGUGGCAUUUGCUGAACUUGAGUUUGUGGCGUUUUUUAAUAAUAAUAAUACAUUUUAUUUGAAGCGCCUUUCACGUCACUCAAGGACACUUUACAGAACAUAUAAAAACAAUAAUAAAACACUAUUAACAAUUAAAAUCAUUAAUCAUCAAACAGUUAAAAUCAACAAAGCAACAUUAAACAUGAACAACAGCAAAGGAAUAAAUAAAGAAAUUAAUAAUACCAACUGAAAUUUAAUUUAAAAAAGUGGGUUAGGGGUGGUGGGAGGGAUAGGCCAGUAUAAACAGGUGUGUUUUGAGUUUGGACUUGAAGAGGGGGAGGGAGUCUAUGUUGCGGAUGUGUGAUGGUAAAGAGUUCCAGAGUCGGGGGGCAGAGCGACUGAAAGCUCUGCCCCCCAUAGUGCUGAGGUGAACAGGGGGCACAGAGAGGUGGAGAGAGGAAGAGGAACGGAGGUGGCGUGUUGGAGUGGCGAUGUGGAGGAGGUCAGAUAGGUAAGGAGGGGCGAGGUUGUGGAUGGCUUUGAAGGUAUACAGGAGGAUUUUGAACUGGAUUCGUAGAGGGACCGGGAGCCAGUGAAGCUGCUGAAGGAUGGGGGUGAUGUGGUGGGACGAAGGGGUUUUGGUGAUGAUACGGGCAGCGGAGUUGUGGACCAGUUGAAGUUUAUGGAGAGACGUGUAAGGGAGACCGAAGAGGUGGGAGUUGCAGUAAUCCAGACGGGAGGUGACGAGACUGUGGACGAGGAUGGAGGUGGUGUUGGGGGAGAGGGAGGGGCGGAGACGAUUGAUGUGGCGGAGGUGGAAAUAGGCAGUGCGAGUGGUAAGGCUGAUGUGGGAUUUAAAAGAAAGAGAACUGUCAAGGACGACACCCAGACUCUUGACCUGAGGUGAGGGGGAAACUGAGGAACUGUCGAUGGGAAGGGAGAGACUGUCAACUUUGGAUAGGGUGGAUUUGGAACCUACAAGAAGAAUUUCUGUUUUCUGACUGUUUAAUUGGAGAAAGUUGGAGGUGAACCAGGAUUUAAUUUCAGAUAGGCAGGUGAUGAGGGAGGUGGGUGGGAGGGUGGAGUUUGGUGAGCUGGAGAGGUAGAGCUGGGUGUCGUCAGCAUAGCAGUGGUAUUGAAUGUUGAAUUUAUGGAAGAUGGAACCAAGGGGGAGGAGGUAGAUGAUGAACAGCAGGGGCCCCAGGACAGAGCCCUGGGGCACACCUGAACUGACUGGGGAGGGGUCGGACUUGAAUGAUUUGAGCUGGAUGAACUGUGUGCGGUCUGAGAGGUAAGAGUGGAACCAGCGGAGGGGAGUGUGGGUGAUGCCGAUGGAGGAGAGUCUACGAAGGAGGAUGGGAUGGGAGAUAGUGUCGAAGGCUGCACUACGGUCGAGGAGGAUGAGGAUGGAAAGUGAACCGGAGUCAGAUGCAGUGAGAAGGUCGUUAGUAAUUUUUAGCAGUGCGGUUUCGGUGCUGUGGCGGGGGCGGAAACCAGAUUGGAAGGGGUCGUAGAGGGAGUUCUGGGUUAGGUGGGUGUGAAGUUGGCUGGCGACGACCUUUUCCAUUAUUUUGGCUAUAAACGGUAGAUUUGAGAUGGGGCGGAGGUUGUUGAAGUUAUUGGGGUCAGAGCCAGGUUUUUUAAGGAUAGGGGUGAUGGCUGCUGUCUUGAGGGAUGCGGGAACAGUUCCAGUGGUGAGUGAGGAGUGAAUGAUGGCAGAUAUGAGAGGGAGCACAGAUGGGAGGCAUGAUUUGAGCAGUGUGGUGGGAAGGGGAUCCAGCUGACAGGUUGAGGGUUUGGAUUUCUGGAUGAGAUCAUAGAUUUCAGAGUCAUUGGGGAGAAGAAAACUGGAGAAGGGCUGGUGGUGUGGCAGGGGAGUAGGUGAGUUUGGAGGGGGUCCAGGGGGAAGAGAACCUGAGUGUAGUUGUUUAUGGAUGUUGGAGAUUUUGUCAUUAAAAAACUGCAUUAGGGUGUUGCAGGUGUCGGUUGAAUACAGGUGGGGAGGGAGGGAGUCCGGUGGCUGGAGAGAUUUGUUGAGGAGAGUGAAUAGUGAUCUGGUGUUUCCUUUGUUGGAGAUGAUCUGGGCGGAGUAGUGGUCUGUUUUUGCGUGAGAAAUUGAGUCCUUGUAGCAGCGUAUGUGGUUAAUGUACAUUUCUUUGUGAAUGGAGAGUCCAGUUUUCUUGUAAAGUCUUUCCAGUUGGCGGCCUUUGGUUUUCAUGGAGCGGAGGUGGGGGGUGUACCAGGGUGCAGUUGUGGAGAAGGAAACAGAGCGUGUUUUGAGUGGAGCGAGGGAAUUGAGGAUGCUAUUUAAACAGGUGUUGUAAUGAGAUGUUAUGUCAUCAGGGGUAGUGUAACAGUCCGGGAUCACAAUAUUCAUAAUCUUAGAGCGCAGAGUGUCAAUGUUUAUGUUCUUAAGGUUGCGGAAUGUAAUGAGGCGUGGUGAAUAAACUCUAGAGAGGGAGAGCGGAAUACUGAAGGAGAUGAGGAGGUGGUCACUUACGUGGAGAUCAUCAGCUGUGCAGUUGGAUGGGAUGAGGCCAGAGCAGCAGAGUAAAUCCAGAGUGUGUCCUUUAGUGUGUGUUGGGAAGUUGAUGAAUUGAUGGAGUCCAAAACUGUCCAGGCAGGAUGAGAAGUCUCUGGUGAGGGGGAGGUUGGUGUUGUCAAUAUGGAUAUUGAAGUCCCCCAGUAUUAUUAUGUUUGGUGAGAGUGUGCAUAGAUGGGUGAGUAGAACCGAAAAGUCAUUUAAGAAGUCAGAGUGAGGCUUGGGGGGGCGGUAGAUGGUGGCGAUGAUGGUGGGAGUGGGUCCAGGGAGUGUAAUUGCCAGAAGUUCGUGUGAGGAGAAAAGAGGCAAGGACAGCGGUAGAACUUUCCACUUUUUGUGGUGGAUGACGGCGAUACCUCCACCACAGCCGUGGCUGCGGGGGUGGGAGAGGUAGGUGUAGUCCGGGGGGGUGGAGUCUUUGAGUGAUGAGAAGUCAUUUGGUUGUUGCCAUGUUUCAGUGAUGCACAGGAAGUCCAGCUUGCGGUCAGUGAGGAGAUCGUGGAUGAUGUGUCCCUUGUUGGUGAGUGAGCGGAUGUUGAGGAGUCCGAAGCUGACAGAGGUAUUGUCAUGUUUGGUGAGGAUGGGAGCCAGUAUGGAUGGGCUUGUUAAAACAGAGUGAUUGACAGUCCGGGUGGUGUAUCUAUUAGAGUGGUGUCUGUUGGUGAUAUGGACAGGAAUAGUGAGAAGUUGGAUACUACUGUAAUUAUUAGGGAGUGGGGAAAAAAUGUCAUGAAAACCUGUGGCAGAGGGAGUCGGUACCAGGAUUUGCCAGCAGGGGGAGCUCUGGGGAGGACCUGUCAGCAGUGAGUGCACAACAGAGGGAGAGGGGUGUGUGUGAACUUGAACUUGUGGCAUUUGUUGAACUUGAGUUUGUGGUGUUUCGUUGAACUUAAAGUUGUGGUGUUUGUUGAAUUUUAGUUUGUGGGAUUUUUUUUACUUGAGUCUGUGGCCUUUGUUAAACUUGAAGUUGUGGCAGUUGUUGAACUUGAGUUUGCUGUGUUUUUUUAACUUGAGUUUGGGGUGUUUGUUGAACUUGAGUUUGUGGCACUUUUUGAACUUGAGUUUGUAACUUUGACGAUCUAACAUGUGACAACAUUUGAGCUCAGAGUUUUAGGACUGUGACUGUUGGUAGUUGUGAUUUCAUUUUGUUGAAAUAUGCCAAAUUGUGAAUUUAUGGUAUAUUGUUGUUCAGACAAUUGAGCUAAGCUAGCUAGCAACUGCUUAUGUCAGCAGUCACUUGUUGCCAUAGCAAACAUUCACGUAGGGAUUAAUGAGCUGGAAAUAGAGAUGCAGAAUCAAGCUAUAUUAUAAACUAUAUAUUAUAGAAAUAGGUGUGUGUGUGUGUGUGUGUGUGUGUGUGUGUGUGUGUGUGUGUGUGUGCUCUUGUGUGCUCUUGUGUGUGAACAUAAACAAACUCUUGCUUUUGACAAGUUGUUUACACAGGUGCAACUGCAGCCAAAGCUGAAAAUGUAUUUUGCAUGUAGUAUAUAUGAAAAUAAUUCAUUUUUUUCUGUUUGGCAUCAUUUCAUCGUCAUUUAAAGGGUUAAAAUCUUCAGACAACAGGAGGGUUUUUUAAAAUUUCAAUUGUACUUUCGGUAUAAUAAGACUGGCAGUUCAACUUCAGGAUAAAAAGAGUGACCUUUCAGCACCUAUGUAACAUCCUGCGGCCUAGUUUGACACACCAGAGUACAAGAUACAGACACCCUGUCCCUGUAGAUCUUCGGGUGGCAAUAUGUCUGUGGCGUUUGGCAACCAAUCUUGAAUACACAUCUAUCUCUCAAUUGUUCGGUGUUGGUAUGUCCACUGCUUGUCAAAUUACUCAAGAGGUUGUGACAGCCAUAAACAAGGAAAUGAAACACCACUACCUCAAGACCCCAUCUGAUGUGGAGCUAAGGUUGAUUGUCCAGGGCUACAGAGAUAAAUGGAGGUUCCCACAGGUUGCAGGAGCAACAGACGGGACCCACAUCGGCAUCCUGGCACCAGCAGAUCACCCUGCAGAUUAUUACAACAGGAAAGGAUUCUACUCGAUCCUGUUGCAGGGUGUAGUUGACCACAGACUGAAAUUUUGGAACAUCAAUGUUGGCUGGCCAGGUAAAGUCCACGAUGCCAGAGUUUUUGCAAACUCUUCUCUGGAUCGUCGGGGUCAGAGUGGCACGUUGUUUCCAGGGUGGACUGAAGAAUUUGAAGGUGUGGAUGUGCCCCUGGUUAUUCUUGCCAAUGCGGCAUACCCACUUCUGCUUUGGCUGCUGAAGCAUUUUUCCGGAGGGGAGAGGUGUCACACCAGCUGAAACUCAGUUCAAUCAUCGACUCAGUCAGACAAGGAUGACUGUAGAGAGAGCCUUCGGAUGGCUGAAGGGUAGAUGGAGAUGUCUUCUCAAAAGGUGUGAUGGGCACAUUACACUGGUCAGCCAUAUUAUCGCAGCCUGCUGUGUUUUACAUAAUGUCAGAAUAAUGUGCAUAAAUGUAUAUAGAAGUUUUCAUUUUUACUCAUCUUCUUAUGUAAGAGUUUACUACAAGUAUGAACUGUUUUGACCUCUUGUUGCACAUCAAAUAAGAGUGUUUUCUAACUUCUCUCUCCAAUAGCUUUAUUACACAGCACAUAAGUGUUUCUUAACUUCUCUGUGACCUAGUUUCUCCUAUCAGCAGGUGUGUGUGUGAUGUAACCUCCACUGUGAAUUGUGGGAAGAAAUGAGGAAGAUCCGCUCCUAUCAAAAGGAGCUCGUUUAAUGUCAACAAUGUCGUCUUGACCCUCACAUAUUUUCUGUGUUCAUUAUUAUGUUUUAUGAGAGUGCUUACGUUGCUGCACAUAUUUUUUCCCCCAUCCUUUAGGGACAACCCUAAAUAUAAGAGACUGGAAAGAAAUACCUUCAGAAUGGUUUUGAGAUUGCAACUGAAACUAUCUCUGUCCAUUCUCCUCAAGUAAGAAACCAUUGUCUUUCUCUUCUUUAUAUGUAUUCAGUCAUUUGUUGCAGGUUUUAGACCCAACACAUAACUAUUGUGAAAUGCACAACAAGCAAUGGGAAGACGUGGAUCCUGAAGAUAAUGGACAGGCUGGUGAUGACAAUCUCACUCAGGCCAAAGAUGAUGGACAGGCUGGUGAUGAUAAUCUCCAUCAGGCCCAAUAUGGUCGCCAUAUCAGAGACGCACUGUUUGCCUAUUUUUCACACUGACAAGCUUUUGUUGUUUUCUCCUGUUUUAAUUGCGCUAAACUGGAUGAAAGUGUCUGAUAAUUGAAAUUGUUUUUUAUAUGUUUUUUCACAGCAGCAAUUACAGCAAAAAUGUUAAGAGUACGAGUUUUUUAAUUUUUGAUUUGUAGAACAGGAUUUGUUCACCUGUAAUUUCAGAAGGUGCUACAACUUCCUCUGCAUGGAAGAGAUUGACUUUCACUCUCUGUCUAAGAAGGAUGUGGCUGAUGUCCAGUCUCUGAUGAUGUAUGCUGAUGAAAUUAUUAGCUGUGGAUACAGCAGCCAGAUCAAACUGGACAGCAAGGAAAACAUCAUUUGGUAAGUGUUUUAAAACAAUAUUAACAUUUUAUUUGAAUUUUAAUUAAUUUUGACAACACCUUAACACAUUUCUCACAGUGAUACAUACGUAUUGACAGUCAAUUAAAAAGAAGAAAAUACACAAAAGCAACAAUAUUAUCAAUUUAAAUACUUUUUAUAAAAAUAAAAAAAAACAAUUUCAAACCAGUAUUGUUUUUUUUUCUGUGCUUUUCUUCAAAGAGCAAUUGUUCUACAUUCUACAACAAGAUUGAUUCCAAUGCUGCAGCAACUGAGAAAGGGAAUGGAACUGUAUGGCCUGGUGAACCUGAUGGCAUCAAACCCCGCAGCUUGCCACUCCUUGUUUGUUCCUGGGAAGAUCACCAAAGUAAACUUUUAUAUCAGUUCUUUUUUUUAACUUUUUUUUUUCUUAAACACUUUAUUUGUAAUUUUCCAAUUAUCAUAUAAAACUAUCAUUAUUUUACAAUCGUUUCACAAAUAACUAUAGAAAAACAAUCCCAAAGUAAAAAUUUUAACUGCCACUUAUUUUGUUCUUACAUAGCCUACAUUGUUGUUCUGUAGUGCAAUUUCCAUUUUGUAUGUCAUUAAUAGCCUGAGUUUGUACACUUAAAGAUAUUUAGCCAAAUCUACAUUCACUCUUUAUAGCCUGAUGCUGAUUCCAUGAUGAUGAACUGCCAGCCACAUUACAGUGAAAAGGGGACAUCUAAGGAAAGAGCUGAGAGGAAAGUGAUCAACUUCCUCCAAGAUUUCUUAGAAGAGCUUGAAAUGCCAGGUAUGAUGUACUGUAUAGUAUACACAUAACAUCAUUUAAUGUAUCAAAAGCAUAAAUGUUCUUGGAUUUUUAUUAAACUGAGUUUAAACUGUUUCUUAAAUUCACGUUAUUUGUAAAAUAUAUUAAUCACAGAUGGGGAGACAGACAGUGCAGCUGGCGACAAAAAACCUCUUGCAGUGCCACAUGUGCUACAGUGGAUGACAGGGCAAUCCCACAUCCCCGUCCUGCCUGAUGAAAAGAGACAUUUCAAAAUAACAUGUAACUUUGACCAUGAAUGCGGGGAAAGGCUUGGAGACCACUUGGUUUGUUACCCAAUUGUGAGUGCAUGCACUCAGACUGUGACUUUUCUAAUACAGCAUCUUAGCACUUACACUGAGUUUAGAAGAAUCAUGAGUGAAGCAGUGCGAUAUGGUGGUGGAUUCCACAGAGUUUAACAGCUGUAUGCCAAAGGCUAUUUGAUCUGAAAAACAGACCAGUUAUAAAGUUUUGUUAUUCAUUUAUUUGUUGAUUUUUUCAACACUUAAUACAGGAUUUUUCACAUGCAUUUGCUGGAAAUGUAUGUGAGACAAGGUUCCUGUAAGCAGCUAAUGUGUCUAUUAAUGUUCAUGUUCUAAUGUCAGACACCUUGUGCAAGAACUGUAUGUACAAGUCACAACCAUGUGACUGAGAAUGUCCCAGAGGAUCAAUAGUUCUCUGAAGUUCCUCCAGGGCGUCAUCAUCCAGUGGGCAUGCGAUGUCAGGAACCACAUCUGCUCCAUUUGAGUCCUCUUGCAGUACGACACUCUCCCAGUCAAUGUCUGGGUCUUGAAGUUCCUACAGAUCCAGAAAGACAAAAAAAAAAACAAAAAAAAAAACAAUGACUCAAGACUGUUAUGAAAAUAUUGCACUGCUGUAGGCAAAGGCAUUAUGGUUUGUUAGAGAAAAUUAUCUGCGCCAUCUACACAAAUCAUGACAAGCUCAUCAUAAGACAUAACCAUGUUGUUAGGAUAGAUAUUCGCCAGUGUGUUCCACAGUCCAACUGCUUCUGGUAGUAAUCUGUCAGAAAACAAGAUCGCUAUCAGCUUGCCACGCACUUUUACAAUUCAUGUUUUAUGUCUUAUGUGAACUGUUCUUUUAUAAUGUUAUACCUCAAGUCUUUUCCUUUCAUCCAGAUCUUGUUGAUGUCCCAUACACCACAGCUGUUCUAGAGUGAGACCUCCUUCUGUCCGUAGAGUAUGUUUAUUCCAUCCUCUGAUGAAGGUGUCAAGAUUGGCCUGGAGUCGAGAGACAAAGAUGUAGUGCACACCAAAGAGGUGUACCACAUCAUCACAUAUAAUGUAAACCCAGACAAGGCAGCCCUAAUGUUAUAUCACUAAAGUACAAAAACUAACAAGGUACUUCUAUAACAUGAGACAAUAAUCAUAAUAAUAAUAAUAAUAAGAAAUACUGCCGAUACAUUGUAUCCAACGAAGUCCUCCCUCUCCCGUCCAAGUCUGUCUGAUGCGAUCUCCUUUGCUUUUUCUGGGUGAAUGUAACUAGCGAUCUAAUUGGAGAACAAACAGCCAAUCAGAGUGUACUUCCGCCAGUUCUCGGAUUGGUUGGCUUUGUGGCACAGUGUAACGUGUGUGUCAAGCUGAGCGCGCAGAGAGCACACACCCGAGCGCAGAGGGCGAGAGGUUGAGUGAGAGAGGGAGGGGGGAAGUGAGCGCGUAAAACUAAAAUGCAAAAGCAUUUAUGGUUUACAGAAUUGAUUUUUUUUUUUUUUGCUCAAUAUAUUUUUCUGUGUCAUAACCCGGCUCUUAAGCCAUGACAUAUAUGGAAACGGACGCAGUGUAGGGCGGAAAGUGAAGAUUUAUUUUACCAAAGUGAAGACUUAAACAAUAAUUUGUAAAUAUGGAGUGUGUUAGUCAGUGAUAUCAGUCAUGUAAGUGUGGAUGUGUGAGUAAUGAAGUGUAGGGUGUUGUGGGGUGAAAAUAAACCAAAGUCAAACCGAAGCAAAAAUCCUGCAACAGCAGGCCUGUGGCAGGGUCAGAGGAAGAGAGCGAGCCGCACUGGAGAAGGGCCUUUUAUGCUCUGUGGCAGCAUUAGGCACAGGUGCUUCAAUUGUCCGCCACACCCACUCUCUCCCAGGUAGCCCUGCAGGGAAAACAUGAAAUGGCUCCACCAGGAUUAGUCCACCAGACCCCAGUUAGGCAGGGCCGUCACAUCUGUGCUCAAAAUGUGUCAUUAUGUGCUCAGAAUCUAUCAUUGCUCGCUUUUGUUUGCUCAAUGUAUUUUUCUGUGCUCAAAAUCUAUCAUUGCUCGAUCAAAAUCUUUCAUUGCUCACUCAGGAUACUGGUACAAAAAUAAAUCCAUAGAGUUUGUGGUGUUUGUUGAACUUGAGUUUGUGGCAUUUGCUUUACUUGAAGUUGUGGCAUUUGUUGAACUUGAAUUUGUGGCAUUUUUUGAACUUGAAGUUGUGGUGUCGUCAAAUUUGAGUUUGUGGCAAUUGUUGAACUUAAGUUUGUGGCAUUUUUUGAACUUGAUUUUGUGGUGUUUGUUGAACUUGAGUUUGUGGUGUUUGCUGAACUUGAGUUUGUGGCAUUCCUUGAACAUGUGUUUGUGGUGUUUGUUGAACUUGAGUUAGUGGUGUUUUUUGAAGCUGAGUCUAUGGCCUUUGUUGACUUUGUGGCAUUUGUUAAUCUUGAGUUUGCUGUGUUUAUUGAACUUGAGUUUGUGCUGUUUGUUGAACUUGAAUGUGUGGCAAUUUUUAAACUUAAGUUUAUGGCCUUUGUUAAAGUUGAUGUUGUGGCGUUUGUUGAACUUGGGUUUGUGGCGUUUGUUGAACUUGAACUUGUGGCAUUUGUUGAACUUCAGUUUGUGGUGUUUCAUUGA